AUGUCGCCUCCCGCGGCUGCAAGCGGCGCUGCCGCUGUUCUCUCAAAAGACAUUGCGCGUUCUUUCCGGUGGAUGCAGGCCUUUGCGGCGGUGAAGGGGAAACCGACAGCCGGCUCCUGCGCUGCGGGAACUGCCGUCGUGAACCCUGAAGAACCAGGAAAGGUGACACUGAAGGGGCGAUACACGAACUUUUCUCUGCAGCACAUCUGGGAGAAAUACGACUACCUUCAGACGCACUUGCUUCUGAGAGAGUGCCUGCUGUCGCAGGUGGCCAAAAACCCCCGACUCAUGGACCCGGAAAUCAAUGCUGGCCUCACACCGACGGUCUUCAUGCGUGUGCCCUCGGCAGGGACUCCGCAGGGAGCAGCGUCUGCGGAGCCCCAACCCAAGGCGACACAAAACGCUGGGAAGACGAACUAG
Neospora caninum is the source of this 420-nucleotide messenger RNA. RefSeq lists its product as hypothetical. Lineage: Eukaryota; Apicomplexa; Conoidasida; Eucoccidiorida; Sarcocystidae. The transcript has a single exon. Bases 1 to 420 code for a protein of 139 amino acids. The record is from RefSeq and is a predicted model, not a curated record.